AUGGGCCAGCAGUUGGAUAGCCUUGGCCUAAGGUUGGGAGAACACAGGAGCAAUGCUCAGGGAGAGGGGAGGGCAAAUCCCGAGGCAAAGAUCAGGUUGAGGGUUUUUUCCAGUUUCUUGCCUUUAUGUCCUAGGACAACUCCUGCAACUGUUCUGAUUCCUUCUAUCUCAUUGUGGGACCAAGAGUCCACUGCUCUGAGGGUACAACCUGCCCAACUUUCUACUGAUCAAAGAAUUGAAGAUGCUGAUACUUCUGAAAGAAGUGCAAAUGAAGAAAAUGGGGAAAUAUCAGAGGGAGAGCAGCCUCAAAACAAGCACAGCCGGCACAAAAAGAAGAAACACAAACACCGAAGCAAGCACAAGAAACACAAACAUUCUUCAGAAGAAGACAAGGACAAAAAACAUAAACACAGGCACAAGCAUAAGAAACAUAAACGGAAAGAGGUUGUUGAUGCCUCUGAUAAAGAAGAUGGACCAGCAAAAAGAACUAAAAUUGAUUUUUUAGCUCCACUAGAAGAUUUGGAGAAACAAAGAGCAUUAUUAAAAGCUGAACUUGAGAAUGAGUUAAUGGAAGGAAAAGUCCAAUCUGGGAUGGGGUUAAUAUUACAAGGUUAUGAGUCAGGUUCUGAAGAAGAGGGUGAAAUCAAUGAGAAAGUGCGAAAUGGGAAUAGAUCUACAACUAAAUCAUCAAACACAAAGGGGAAAUUAGAGCUUGUGGACAAUAAAACUAGUUCAAAGAAAGGAAGUAAGAAUACUGAAACAAAAGAGAGGACUAGGCACCGAUCCGAAAAAAAGAAAAGCAAAGUAGGAGUUGAUGGAGUCAAAGAGAAAACAACUAGAAGCAAGUCAAAAGAGAGGAGAAAAUCAAAAAGUCCACAUAAAAGAAGUAAGUCCCAAGAUCAGACAAGGAAAUCAAAGUCUCCAACGCUUAGAAGGCGGUCUCAAGAGAAAAAUAGAAAGUCUAAAUCUCCCCCAGAGGAUAGGAAUAAAGCAGAUGAAAAAAAUAAAUCUAGAGAUCGCAGAAAGUCUCCAGUGGUAAAUGAAAGCAAAAAUAGAGAUCGUGGCAAAAAAUCUAAAUCUCCAACAGAAUUAAGAGACAAAUCCAAAGACAGAAGAUCACGGUCCAAAGAUAGGAAAUCAAGGAGGUCAGAGGCUGAGAAAGAAAAGAAACCUAUUAAAUCGCCUUCAAAAGAUGCUUCUUCAGGGAAAGAAAACAGGUCUCCUAGGAGACCUGGUCGUAGCCCUAAAGGAAGAAGCUUAUCUCCAAAACGUGAAAAAUCAAGAAGAAGUAGAUCUCCUCUCCUUAAUGAUCGUAGAUCUAAGCAGAGUAAGUCUCCUUCUCGGACUCAGUCUCCAGGUAGAAGAGCAAAGAGCAGAUCAGCAGAAAGAAAGCGACGAGAAUCAGAAAGGAGGCGUCUUUCUUCUCCCAGGACACGACCUAGAGAUGAUAUCCUGUCUAGACGCGAGAGAUCAAAAGAAACCAGUCUUCCCCGAUGGUCCCCGUCUAGAAGAAGGUCUAGAUCUCCCAUCCGAAGGCGAUCUCGCUCACCACUGCGACGUAGCCGAUCUCCAAGGAGGAGGAGUAGGUCUCCUCGGAGGAGGGACAGAGGUCGAAGAAGUCGGUCUCGUCUGAGAAGGAGGUCCAGGUCACGGGGUGGUCGUAGACGUAGGAGUAGAAGCAAAGUUAAAGAAGAUAAAUUUAAAGGGAGUCUUUCUGAAGGCAUGAAAGCUGACCAGGAAUCAUCAUCAGAUGAGAACCUUGAAGAUUUUGAUGUAGAAGAAGAAGAUGAAGAAGCACUGAUUGAACAGAGAAGAUUACAGAGGCAAGCAAUCGUUCAGAAAUAUAAGUACUUGACUGAAGACAGUAACAUGUCUGUGCCAUCUGAACCAAGCAGUCCUCAAAGCAGCACGCGUAGUCGCUCAAAUUCACCAGAUGACAUCUUGGAACGAGUGGCUGCUGAUGUUAAGGAGUAUGAACGGGAAAAUGUUGAUACAUUUGAGGCCUCUGUAAAAGCAAAACAUAACCUCAUGACAGUUGAACAGAAUAAUGGUUCAGCUCAGAAGAAACUGUUAGCUCCUGAUAUGUUCACAGAAUCAGAUGAUAUGUUUGCUGCAUACUUUGAUAGUGCCCGUCUUAGAGCUGCUGGCUUUGGAAAAGAUUUUAAAGAAAACCCCAACCUCAGGGAUAACUGGACUGAUGCAGAAGGCUAUUAUCGUGUUAACAUAGGUGAAGUUCUAGAUAAACGUUACAAUGUCUAUGGUUAUACUGGCCAGGGAGUCUUCAGUAAUGUAGUGCGAGCCAGAGAUAUGGCAAGAGCAAAUCAAGAAGUGGCAGUUAAAAUCAUCAGGAACAAUGAACUUAUGCAAAAAACUGGUCUAAAAGAACUGGAAUUUUUGAAGAAGCUCAAUGAUGCAGAUCCUGAUGACAAGUUUCAUUGUCUGCGACUGUUCAGGCAUUUCUAUCACAAACAGCACCUCUGUCUGGUAUUUGAACCACUCAGUAUGAAUUUACGAGAGGUACUGAAAAAGUAUGGGAAGGAUGUUGGUCUCCACAUUAAAGCUGUACGCUCCUACAGCCAACAGUUGUUCCUGGCAUUAAAGCUGCUUAAAAGAUGUAACAUCCUACAUGCUGAUAUUAAGCCAGACAAUAUUUUGGUAAAUGAGUCUAAAACCAUAUUAAAGCUAUGUGAUUUUGGAUCAGCUUCACAUGUUGCAGAUAAUGACAUCACGCCAUAUCUUGUCAGUAGAUUUUAUCGAGCUCCUGAAAUCAUUAUAGGUAAAAUCUAUGAUUAUGGAAUAGAUAUGUGGUCUGUAGGCUGUACACUGUAUGAACUUUAUACAGGAAAAAUUCUAUUUCCUGGCAAAACCAAUAACCAUAUGUUAAAACUUGCCAUGGACCUCAAAGGAAAGAUGCCAAACAAGAUGAUUCGAAAAGGUGUGUUCAAAGAUCAGCACUUUGAUCAAAAUCUCAACUUCAUGUAUAUAGAAGUAGAUAAAGUAACAGAAAGGGAGAAGGUUACUGUCAUGAGCACCAUUAAUCCAACCAAGGACCUCUUAGCAGAUUUGAUUGGGUGCCAACGACUCCCGGAAGACCAGCGUAAAAAAGUACACCAGCUAAAGGACUUAUUGGACCAGAUUCUAAUGUUAGACCCAGCUAAACGGAUUAGCAUCAACCAGGCUCUGCAGCACGCCUUCAUCCAGGAAAAAAUUUAAACCAGAUGAAGAAGUUCAAAGGGUUUGAGUAAUUAAGAUACAAAGACUGAAGAAAUUUCCCAGCAGUUUAUUAAUGUAUAUAAACAUAAAUAUUUCCCCUGCAAAGUUGAGGAAGAAUGAUACAUUUGAAUUAACACCAAGGCUGAUAUUUCUUUUAGAAAUGUUAGAGUAAUUCUGUUUGUGUCUUAUGUGAAAAUUUUCACUGUAGAAUUGUUUUAAUUGCCAAGACUGCACAAAAGUACAAUGCUAAUGUAUAUGGUUGCAGUUCAUAUAUUAUAAAAAGAAAAAAAGCCUCUGUUAUAAAAGAACAGUAAUACUGGGUGGUUGAUUUGUUUUUUUAGCAGACUUGGCUUCAUUUUUGUCUUUAAAAAAUGGCCAGCAUAAAUGCUGUUUAUAUUCACAUUUUCCUAGGUGUGUGUGUGCAGGCCACAGCAGCAUGCCCUUGGUGUAGUCAGUGCCGAAGGGGGUCUGUUCCUUCUUGAGCCUGCCUGCAGGGAUGGUCUCCUCUUUUAAAGCAGGUUGUGUACAACUUUCAGUACACUGAAGGUAAGCUAAACCAUCAACAUCAUCAGUGUUUAAAAUGUUAUUUUACUGGAACGACUGACAAAUGAGGGACGAUAGCUUUGUGGCAGAAUUUCCCUGCAUGUUUGAUAAAUUAAUUUGUUUUAUUUUCUGGCAUUGCAACUGUGGCAUAGUUACAACUUUGUUCUUUUCAUCACAUAUUUAAAACUUUUGAGAGUGCGCACUUGAUGGAUAGAGCGCCUUCAGUGUACUGUUUCUUAUUACUUUAAUUUUUUUAAUCAACUUGCUAGAGACUUUGUAUACAUUUUGUUAAAUACAGUUCGCUAUGACAUAGAACCAAUACUUACUGAAGAGUUUUCAUUUACUAAUUACAUAUGUUGGGAUUUGAUUCUGAAAGACCUUAUAUCUAAAGCAUAGUUAGACAACAUAAUGAAAAUUUUUAACUAUUUGUAUGUCAUUUUGAAAGUGUACUGCUUUAUGCUAAAAGUGUUUCAUUUGUUCAUUGUUUUCAUUAUUUGUGAUCAUGUUGUCUUUCAAUACAGGCAUAAACCUUCCACUCUUGAACAAAGCAGCUGCUUUUUAAAAGCGGUAAUUGCUUCUUUACCUUUUAUUUCUUUUGUAAAUGAAGCUUUUCUUUAAGAAAUGUGACUUUCAAGUGUUGUCUCUUGCAUAAAACAGUUGACACUUACUUAUUGUAAAGUGAAGAUUGUUCUCCUGCAUGUAAAGUGGACCAUGCAGAUUUCUGUAUGUUUUCAGUAUGCAUCAUUAGAUAAUAAAGUCUUUUGUGAACAAGGCAUUUGUAGCCAUUUUUAAAAGAUUUUUUUCUUCAGUGCUGGUAAAUCAGGUAAUCUGUAAGAAAUCCUUCAUAUUUCCAUAAAUCCUUUAAUUGAAGGGAUUAUUAAAAGUUAUGAACUUUGAAAGAGAUAUUAAACUACAUUAAUUAGAUCUAUGAUUAUCUACAUUAAAAAACCUACAGAUACUGUCUAUCUGCUUUCAUUGUUAUGAAAUUAUUCCUGUAGGAUGUGGGAUUGAUUCAGGCUUUAACUAAUGUUUGUGCUGUUUCUCUCACUUUUCCUUUUGAUGGUGCUGAAAGAGAAAAAGGGAAGCGAGGCACAGGCCACUCAACGCCUACUCCAUGAGUCUGGUUUGCUGAGACACCAACUUCACCUUCCUAACAAGGUGCAGCUCAAAAGAAGAUGAUGACUGCCAGAAGACAUGAACAAAGGGUAAGUGGCAGUAAACUUCUGAGGAACCUUUGCAUGUACUGAGCUAUACACGGGAGGCUGCUGAAUCUUUGAGAAUGCUGGAGAUGAUAACUUAAUCUUCCAUAGUGCAUCAUGUUGUGAACUAUAACUUCAAAGAAGCAGAUGUUCGAAGUGGUAGUUGCUAUAAAGUAAUAAAUAAGAGCAUUGAACCUA
Molecule: messenger RNA, 5153 nt
Organism: Gavialis gangeticus (Gharial)
Lineage: Eukaryota; Metazoa; Chordata; Crocodylia; Gavialidae
Gene: PRP4K
Product: pre-mRNA processing factor 4B
Exons: 18
Coding region: 1-3213 (1070 amino acids)
Biological process (GO): peptidyl-threonine phosphorylation; peptidyl-serine phosphorylation; mRNA cis splicing, via spliceosome
Molecular function (GO): protein serine/threonine kinase activity; ATP binding
Source: RefSeq, a predicted model, not a curated record